Acanthosepion pharaonis is the source of this 618-nucleotide messenger RNA. Lineage: Eukaryota; Metazoa; Mollusca; Cephalopoda; Sepiida; Sepiidae. The record is from the annotation of a GenBank genome assembly.
AUGUUCUACAAAUGUUUAUAUUUAUCGAUUGAUUUUCCUUCUAUCUCUCAAACAAUCAAUCUAUUUAAUUAUUCUUCUAGUCCAAUAUCUAUCUUUUCAUAUUUAUUAGUCUCUUUCUUUCUCUUUCUCUAUAUGUUUACCGCAGCCUGUCUAUGUAACUUUUUAUUUAUUUCAGUCUAUCUAUCUAUCUAUCUAUCUAUCUAUAUUUAUUAUUAUUUCAGUCAGUCUAUCUAUCUAUCUAUCUAUCUAUCUAUCUAUCUAUCUAUCUAUCUAUCUAUCUUUUCAUAUUUAUUAGUCUCUUUCUCUCUCUCGCUCUCUCUCUCUCGCUCUCUCUCUCUCUCUCUCUCUCUCUGUUUCUUCAUAUAUAUACCGCAGCCUGUUUCUGUCUAUGUAUUUAACUUAUUAUUUGUCUCGGUCUAUCUAUCUAUCUAUCUAUCUAUCUUUUCAUAUUUAUCUCUUUUCAUAUUUAUCUCUUUCUCUCUCUCUCUCUCUUUUCCCUCUUUCUCUCUCUCUCUCUGUCUUUCUUUCUAUCAUUCUCUAUAUAUUUACUACAGCCUGUUCGUGUCUAAAUAUUUAGUUUUUAUUUAUUUCAGUCGGUCCCCACACGUUUCAAACUAG